This is a messenger RNA of Eurypyga helias (sunbittern), 354 nucleotides long. RefSeq names its product ALG14, UDP-N-acetylglucosaminyltransferase subunit (gene ALG14). NCBI's taxonomy places the organism in Eukaryota, Metazoa, Chordata, Aves, Eurypygiformes, Eurypygidae. The annotation marks the transcript as partial. Gene Ontology annotation, biological process: dolichol-linked oligosaccharide biosynthetic process. Gene Ontology annotation, cellular component: UDP-N-acetylglucosamine transferase complex. The record is from RefSeq and is a predicted model, not a curated record. The transcript is spliced from 2 exons.
UUCACCCUUGAUCGCAUUCCCAGGAGCCGUGAGGUUAGACAAUCUUGGACCUCCUCUGUGGUAACAACCCUGUAUUCCAUACUUUACUCCAUUCCUUUGACCUACAAACUGAAACCAGAUUUGAUAUUGUGCAAUGGACCAGGAACAUGUGUUCCUGUCUGUGUAUCUGCUCUUCUUCUUGGGCUUCUAGGAAUAAAGAGAGCAAUCAUUGUGUAUGUAGAGAGCAUCUGCCGUGUGGAAACUUUAUCGCUGUCUGGAAAGAUUCUCUACUACUUUUCAGAUUACUUCAUUGUUCAGUGGCCUGAUCUAAAGGAAAAAUAUCCCAAGUCAGUAUAUCUUGGUCGAAUAGUGUAA